Molecule: messenger RNA, 10359 nt
Organism: Rangifer tarandus platyrhynchus (Svalbard reindeer)
Lineage: Eukaryota; Metazoa; Chordata; Mammalia; Artiodactyla; Cervidae
Source: the annotation of a GenBank genome assembly
AUGCCUCACAUCCCGCUGACACCUCGAGAGGCACGCGGAGUUCAUUGCUUCAAAAGGCUCAAGACGUAUGCCAACUUCCCAGAAGCACCUCAGGAGGAGGCUUCUCUCAGCAAUAGGCUCAAGACGUAUGCCAACUUCCCAGAAGCACCUCAGGAGGAGGCUUCUCUCAGCAGUAGGCUCAAGACGUAUGCCAACUUCCCAGAAGCACCUCAGGAGGGGGCUUCUCUCAGCAAUAGGCUCAAGACGUAUGCCAACUUCCCAGAAGCACCUCAGGAGGAGGCUUCUCUCAGCAAUAGGCUCAAGACGUAUGCCAACUUCCCAGAAGCACCUCAGGAGGGGGCUUCUCUCAGCAAUAGGCUCAAGACGUAUGCCAACUUCCCAGAAGCACCUCAGGAGGAGGCUUCUCUCAGCAAUAGGCUCAAGACGUAUGCCAACUUCCCAGAAGCACCUCAGGAGGAGGCUUCUCUCAGCAAUAGGCUCAAGACGUAUGCCAACUUCCCAGAAGCACCUCAGGAGGGGGCUUCUCUCAGCAAUAGGCUCAAGACGUAUGCCAACUUCCCAGAAGCACCUCAGGAGGAGGCUUCUCUCAGCAAUAGGCUCAAGACGUAUGCCAACUUCCCAGAAGCAACUCAGGAGGGGGCUUCUCUCAGCAAUAGGCUCAAGACGUAUGCCAACUUCCCAGAAGCACCUCAGGAGGAGGCUUCUCUCAGCAAUAGGCUCAAGACGUAUGCCAACUUCCCAGAAGCACCUCAGGAGGAGGCUUCUCUCAGCAAUAGGCUCAAGAUGUAUGCCAACUUCCCAGAAGCAUCUCAGGAGGAGGCUUCUCUCAGCAAUAGGCUCAAGACGUAUGCCAACUUCCCAGAAGCACCUCAGGAGGAGGCUUCUCUCAGCAAUAGGCUCAAGACGUAUGCCAACUUCCCAGAAGCACCUCAGGAGGAGGCUUCUCUCAGCAGUAGGCUCAAGACGUAUGCCAACUUCCCAGAAGCACCUCAGGAGGGGGCUUCUCUCAGCAAUAGGCUCAAGACGUAUGCCAACUUCCCAGAAGCACCUCAGGAGGAGGCUUCUCUCAGCAAUAGGCUCAAGACGUAUGCCAACUUCCCAGAAGCACCUCAGGAGGGGGCUUCUCUCAGCAAUAGGCUCAAGACGUAUGCCAACUUCCCAGAAGCACCUCAGGAGGAGGCUUCUCUCAGCAAUAGGCUCAAGACGUAUGCCAACUUCCCAGAAGCACCUCAGGAGGAGGCUUCUCUCAGCAAUAGGCUCAAGACGUAUGCCAACUUCCCAGAAGCACCUCAGGAGGAGGCUUCUCUCAGCAAUAGGCUCAAGACGUAUGCCAACUUCCCAGAAGCACCUCAGGAGGGGGCUUCUCUCAGCAAUAGGCUCAAGACGUAUGCCAACUUCCCAGAAGCACCUCAGGAGGAGGCUUCUCUCAGCAAUAGGCUCAAGACGUAUGCCAACUUCCCAGAAGCACCUCAGGAGGAGGCUUCUCUCAGCAAUAGGCUCAAGAUGUAUGCCAACUUCCCAGAAGCAUCUCAGGAGGAGGCUUCUCUCAGCAAUAGGCUCAAGACGUAUGCCAACUUCCCAGAAGCACCUCAGGAGGAGGCUUCUCUCAGCAAUAGGCUCAAGAUGUAUGCCAACUUCCCAGAAGCAUCUCAGGAGGAGGCUUCUCUCAGCAAUAGGCUCAAGACGUAUGCCAACUUCCCAGAAGCACCUCAGGAGGAGGCUUCUCUCAGCAAUAGGCUCAAGACGUAUGCCAACUUCCCAGAAGCACCUCAGGAGGAGGCUUCUCUCAGCAAUAGGCUCAAGACGUAUGCCAACUUCCCAGAAGCACCUCAGGAGGAGGCUUCUCUCAGCAAUAGGCUCAAGACGUAUGCCAACUUCCCAGAAGCACCUCAGGAGGAGGCUUCUCUCAGCAAUAGGCUCAAGACCUAUGCCAACUUUCCAGAAGCACCUCAGGAGGAGGCUUCUCUCAGCAACAGGUUCAAGACGUAUGCCAACUUUCCGGAAGCACCUCAGGAGGAGGCUUCUCUCAGCAAUAGGCUCAAGACGUAUGCCAACUUUCGGGAAGCACCUCAGGAGGAGGAUUCUCUCAGCAAUAGGAUCAAGACGUAUGCCAACUUUCCGGAAGCACCUCAGGAGGAGGCUUCUCUCAGCAAUAGGCUCAAGACGUAUGCCAACUUUCCGGAAGCCCCUCAGGAGGAGACUUCUUUCAGCAAUAGGCUCAAGACGUAUGCCAACUUUCCGGAAGCACCUCAGGAGGAGGCUUCUCUCAGCAGUAGGCUCAAGACGUAUGCCAACUUUCGGGAAGCACCUCAGGAGGAGGAUUCUCUCAGCAAUAGGCUCAAGACGUAUGCCAACUUUCCAGAAGCACCUCAGGAGGAGGCUUCUCUCAGCAAUAGGCUCAAGACGUAUGCCAACUUUCCGGAAGCCCCUCAGGAGGAGGCUUCUUUCAGCAAUAGGAUCAUGCCGUAUGCCAACUUUCCGGAAGCACCUCAGGAGGAGGCUUCUCUCAGCAGUAGGCACAAGACGUAUGCCAACUUUCCAGAAGCACCUCAGGAGGAGGCUUCUCUCAGCAGUAGGCUCAAGACCUAUGCCAACUUUCCAGAAGCACCUCAGGAGGAGGCUUCUCUCAGCAAAAGGAUCAAGACUUAUGCCAAAUUUCCGGAAGCACCUCAGGAGGAGGCUUCUCUCAGCAAUAGGCUCAAGACGUAUGCCAACUUUCGGGAAGCACCUCAGGAGGAGGAUUCUCUCAGCAAUAGGCUCAAGACGUAUGCCAACUUUCCAGAAGCACCUCAGGAGGAGGCUUCUCUCAGCAAUAGGCUCAAGACGUAUGCCAACUUUCCGGAAGCCCCUCAGGAGGAGGCUUCUUUCAGCAAUAGGAUCAUGCCGUAUGCCAACUUUCCGGAAGCACCUCAGGAGGAGGCUUCUCUCAGCAGUAGGCACAAGACGUAUGCCAACUUUCCAGAAGCACCUCAGGAGGAGGCUUCUCUCAGCAGUAGGCUCAAGACCUAUGCCAACUUUCCAGAAGCACCUCAGGAGGAGGCUUCUCUCAGCAAAAGGAUCAAGACUUAUGCCAAAUUUCCGGAAGCACCUCAGGAGGAGGCUUCUCUCAGCAAUAGGCUCAAGACCUAUGCCAACUUUCCAGAAGCACCUCAGGAGGAGGCUUCUCUCAGCAACAGGCUCAAGACGUAUGCCAACUUUCCAGAAGCACCUCAGGAGGAGGCUUCUCUCAGCAAUAGGUUCAAGACGUAUGCCAACUUUCCAGAAGCACUUCAGGAGGAGGCUUCUAUCAGCAAUAGGAUCAAGAUGUAUGCCAACUUUCCAGAAGCACCUCAGGAGGAGGAUUCUGUUAGCAAUAGGCUCAAUACGUACGCCAACUUUCCAGAAGCACCUCAGGAGGAGGCUUCUCUCAGCAAUAGGCUCAAGACGUAUGCCAACUUUCCGGAAGCCCCUCAGGAGGAGGCUUCUCUCAGCAAUAGGAUCAAGACGUAUGCCAACGUUCCGGAAGCACCUCAGGAGGAGGCUUCUCUCAGCAAUAGGCUCAAGACGUAUGCCAACUUUCCGGAAGCCCCUCAGGAGGAGGCUUCUUUCAGCAAUAGGCUCAAGACAUAUGCCAACUUUCCGGAAGCACCUCAGGAGGAGGCUUCUCUCAGCAAUAGGAUCAAGCCAUAUGCCAACUUUCCGGAAGCACCUCAGGAGGAGGCUUCUGUCAGCAGUAGGCUCAAGACGUAUGCCAACUUUCCGGAAGCACCUCAGGAGGAGGUUUCUCUCAGCAGUAGGCUCAAGACGUAUGAAAACUUUCCAGAAGCACCUCAGGAGGAGGCUUCUCUCAGCAAUAGGCUCAAGACGUAUGCCAACUUUCCGGAAGCACCUCAGGAGGAGGCUUCUCUCAGCAAUAGGCUCAAGACGUAUGCCAACUUUCCGGAAGCACCUCAGGGGGAGGCUUCUCUCAGCAAUAGGCUCAAGACGUAUGCCAACUUUCCGGAAGCCCCUCAGGAGGAGGCUUCUUACAGCAAUAGGCUCAAGACGUAUGCCAACUUUCCGGAAGCACCUCAGGAGGAGGCUUCUCUCAGCAAUAGGAUCAAGCCGUAUGCCAACUUUCCGGAAGCACCUCAGGAGGAGGCUUCUCUCAGCAGUAGGCUCAAGACCUAUGCCAACUUUCCGGAAGCACCUCAGGAGGAGGCUUCUCUCAGCAGUAGGCUCAAGACGUAUGCCAACUUUCCGGAAGCCCCUCAGGAGGAGGCUUCUUUCAGCAAUAGGCUCAAGACGUAUGCCAACUUUCCGGAAGCCCCUCAGGAGGAGGCUUCUUUCAGCAAUAGGCUCAAGACGUAUGCCAACUUUCCGGAAGCACCUCAGGAGGAGGCUUCUCUCAGCAAUAGGCUCAAGACGUAUGCCAACUUUCCGGAAGCACCUCAGGAGGAGGUUUCUCUCAGCAGUAGGCUCAAGACGUAUGCCAACUUUCCGGAAGCCCCUCAGGAGGAGGCUUCUUUCAGCAGUAGGCUCAAGACGUAUGCCAACUUUCCGGAAGCACCUCAGGAGGAGGCUUCUCUCAGCAAUAGGAUCAAGCCAUAUGCCAACUUUCCGGAAGCACCUCAGGAGGAGGCUUCUGUCAGCAGUAGGCUCAAGACGUAUGCCAACUUUCCGGAAGCACCUCAGGAGGAGGUUUCUCUCAGCAGUAGGAUCAAGCCGUAUGCCAACUUUCCGGAAGCACCUCAGGAGGAGGCUUCUCUCAGCAAUAGGCUCAAGACGUAUGCCAACUUUCCGGAAGCAUCUCAGGAGGAGGCUUCUCUCAGCAAUAGGCUCAAGACGUAUGCCAACUUUCCGGAAGCACCUCAGGAGGAGGAUUCUCUCAGCAGUAGGCUCAAGACGUAUGCCAACUUUCCGGAAGCCCCUCAGGAGGAGGCUUCUUACAGCAAUAGGCUCAAGACGUAUGCCAACUUUCCGGAAGCACCUCAGGAGGAGGCUUCUCUCAGCAAUAGGAUCAAGCCGUAUGCCAACUUUCCGGAAGCACCUCAGGAGGAGGCUUCUCUCAGCAGUAGGCUCAAGACCUAUGCCAACUUUCCGGAAGCACCUCAGGAGGAGGCUUCUCUCAGCAGUAGGCUCAAGACGUAUGCCAACUUUCCGGAAGCCCCUCAGGAGGAGGCUUCUUUCAGCAAUAGGCUCAAGACGUAUGCCAACUUUCCGGAAGCCCCUCAGGAGGAGGCUUCUUUCAGGAAUAGGCUCAAGACGUAUGCCAACUUUCCGGAAGCACCUCAGGAGGAGGCUUCUCUCAGCAAUAGGAUCAAGCCAUAUGCCAACUUUCCGGAAGCACCUCAGGAGGAGGCUUCUGUCAGCAGUAGGCUCAAGACGUAUGCCAACUUUCCGGAAGCACCUCAGGAGGAGGUUUCUCUCAGCAGUAGGCUCAAGACGUAUGCCAACUUUCCGGAAGCCCCUCAGGAGGAGGCUUCUUUCAGCAAUAGGCUCAAGACGUAUGCCAACUUUCCGGAAGCACCUCAGGAGGAGGCUUCUCUCAGCAAUAGGAUCAAGCCAUAUGCCAACUUUCCGGAAGCACCUCAGGAGGAGGCUUCUGUCAGCAGUAGGCUCAAGACGUAUGCCAACUUUCCGGAAGCACCUCAGGAGGAGGUUUCUCUCAGCAGUAGGCUCAAGACGUAUGAAAACUUUCCAGAAGCACCUCAGGAGGAGGCUUCUCUCAGCAAUAGGCUCAAGACGUAUGCCAACUUUCCGGAAGCAUCUCAGGAGGAGGCUUCUCUCAGCAAUAGGCUCAAGACGUAUGCCAACUUUCCGGAAGCACCUCAGGGGGAGGCUUCUCUCAGCAAUAGGCUCAAGACGUAUGCCAACUUUCCGGAAGCACCUCAGGAGGAGGAUUCUCUCAGCAGUAGGCUCAAGACGUAUGCCAACUUUCCGGAAGCCCCUCAGGAGGAGGCUUCUUACAGCAAUAGGCUCAAGACGUAUGCCAACUUUCCGGAAGCACCUCAGGAGGAGGCUUCUCUCAGCAAUAGGCUCAAGACGUAUGCCAACUUUCCGGAAGCACCUCAGGAGGAGGCUUCUCUCAGCAGUAGGCUCAAGACCUAUGCCAACUUUCCGGAAGCACCUCAGGAGGAGGCUUCUCUCAGCAGUAGGCUCAAGACGUAUGCCAACUUUCCGGAAGCCCCUCAGGAGGAGGCUUCUUUCAGCAAUAGGCUCAAGACGUAUGCCAACUUUCCGGAAGCCCCUCAGGAGGAGGCUUCUUUCAGGAAUAGGCUCAAGACGUAUGCCAACUUUCCGGAAGCACCUCAGGAGGAGGCUUCUCUCAGCAAUAGGAUCAAGCCAUAUGCCAACUUUCCGGAAGCACCUCAGGAGGAGGCUUCUGUCAGCAGUAGGCUCAAGACGUAUGCCAACUUUCCGGAAGCACCUCAGGAGGAGGUUUCUCUCAGCAGUAGGCUCAAGACGUAUGCCAACUUUCCGGAAGCCCCUCAGGAGGAGGCUUCUUUCAGCAAUAGGCUCAAGACGUAUGCCAACUUUCCGGAAGCACCUCAGGAGGAGGCUUCUCUCAGCAAUAGGAUCAAGCCAUAUGCCAACUUUCCGGAAGCACCUCAGGAGGAGGCUUCUGUCAGCAGUAGGCUCAAGACGUAUGCCAACUUUCCGGAAGCACCUCAGGAGGAGGUUUCUCUCAGCAGUAGGCUCAAGACGUAUGCCAACUUUCCGGAAGCACCUCAGGAGGAGGCUUCUCUCAGCAAUAGGCUCAAGACGUAUGCCAACUUUCCGGAAGCACCUCAGGAGGAGGCUUCUCUCAGCAAUAGGAUCAAGCCAUAUGCCAACUUUCCGGAAGCACCUCAGGAGGAGGCUUCUGUCAGCAGUAGGCUCAAGACGAAUGCCAACUUUCCGGAAGCACCUCAGGAGGAGGCUUCUCUCAGCCAUAGGAUCAAGCCAUAUGCCAACUUUCCGGAAACACCUCAGGAGGAGGCUUCUGUCAGCAGUAGGCUCAAGACGUAUGCCAACUUUCCGGAAGCACCUCAGGAGGAGGCUUCUCUCAGCAGUAGGCUCAAGACGUAUGCCAACUUUCCGGAAGCACCUCAGGAGGAGGCUUCUCUCAGCAAUAGGAUCAAGCCAUAUGCCAACUUUCCGGAAGCACCUCAGGAGGAGGCUUCUGUCAGCAGUAGGCUCAAGACGUAUGCCAACUUUCCGGAAGCACCUCAGGAGGAGGCUUCUCUCAGCAAUAGGCUCAAGACGUAUGAAAACUUUCCAGAAGCACCUCAGGAGGAGGCUUCCCUCAGCAAUAGGCUCAAGACGUAUGAAAACUUUCCAGAAGCACCUCAGGAGGAGGCUUCUCUCAGCAAUAGGAUCAAGACGUAUGCCAACUUUCCGGAAGCACCUCAGGAGGAGGCUUCUCUCAGCAAUAGGAUCAAGACGUAUGCCAACUUUCCGGAAGCACCUCAGGAGGAGGCUUCUCUCAGCAAUAGGCUCAAGACGUAUGCCAACUUUCCGGAAGCACCUCAGGAGGAGGCUUCUCUCAGCAAUAGGCUCAAGACGUAUGCCAACAUUCCAGAAGCACCUCAGGAGGAGGCUGCUCUCAGCAAUAGGCUCAAGACGUAUGCCAACUUUCCGGAAGCACCUCAGCAGGAGGCUUCUCUCAGUAAUAGGAUCAAGACGUAUGCCAACUUUCCGGAAGCACCUCAGGAGGAGGCUUCUCUCAGCAAUAGGAUCAAGACGUAUGCCAACUUUCCGGAAGCACCUCAGGAGGAGGCUUCUCUCAGCAAUAGGCUCAAGACGUAUACCAACUUUCCGGAAGCACCUCAGGAGGAGGCUUCUCUCAGCAAUAGGCUCAAGACGUAUGCCAACAUUCCAGAAGCACCUCAGGAGGAGGCUGCUCUCAGCAAUAGGCUCAAGACGUAUGCCAACUUUCCGGAAGCACCUCAGCAGGAGGCUUCUCUCAGCAAUAGGCUCAAGACGUAUGCCAACUUUCCGGAAGCACCUCAGGAGGAGGCUUCUCUCAGCAAUAGGCUCAAGACGUAUGCCAACAUUCCAGAAGCACCUCAGGAGGAGGCUGCUCUCAGCAAUAGGCUCAAGACGUAUGCCAACUUUCCGGAAGCACCUCAGGAGGAGGUUUCUCUCAGCAGUAGGCUCAAGACGUAUGCCAACUUUCCGGAAGCCCCUCAGGAGGAGGCUUCUUUCAGCAAUAGGCUCAAGACGUAUGCCAACUUUCCGGAAGCACCUCAGGAGGAGGCUUCUCUCAGCAAUAGGAUCAAGACAUAUGCCAACUUUCCGGAAGCACCUCAGGAGGAGGCUUCUGUCAGCAGUAGGCUCAAGACGUAUGCCAACUUUCCGGAAGCACCUCAGGAGGAGGUUUCUCUCAGCAGUAGGCUCAAGACGUAUGCCAACUUUCCGGAAGCACCUCAGGAGGAGGCUUCUCUCAGCAAUAGGCUCAAGACGUAUGCCAACUUUCCGGAAGCACCUCAGGAGGAGGCUUCUCUCAGCAAUAGGAUCAAGCCAUAUGCCAACUUUCCGGAAGCACCUCAGGAGGAGGCUUCUGUCAGCAGUAGGCUCAAGACGAAUGCCAACUUUCCGGAAGCACCUCAGGAGGAGGCUUCUCUCAGCCAUAGGAUCAAGCCAUAUGCCAACUUUCCGGAAACACCUCAGGAGGAGGCUUCUGUCAGCAGUAGGCUCAAGACGUAUGCCAACUUUCCGGAAGCACCUCAGGAGGAGGCUUCUCUCAGCAGUAGGCUCAAGACGUAUGCCAACUUUCCGGAAGCACCUCAGGAGGAGGCUUCUCUCAGCAAUAGGAUCAAGCCAUAUGCCAACUUUCCGGAAGCACCUCAGGAGGAGGCUUCUGUCAGCAGUAGGCUCAAGACGUAUGCCAACUUUCCGGAAGCACCUCAGGAGGAGGCUUCUCUCAGCAAUAGGCUCAAGACGUAUGAAAACUUUCCAGAAGCACCUCAGGAGGAGGCUUCUCUCAGCAAUAGGCUCAAGACGUAUGAAAACUUUCCAGAAGCACCUCAGGAGGAGGCUUCUCUCAGCAAUAGGAUCAAGACGUAUGCCAACUUUCCGGAAGCACCUCAGGAGGAGGCUUCUCUCAGCAAUAGGAUCAAGACGUAUGCCAACUUUCCGGAAGCACCUCAGGAGGAGGCUUCUCUCAGCAAUAGGCUCAAGACGUAUGCCAACUUUCCGGAAGCACCUCAGGAGGAGGCUUCUCUCAGCAAUAGGCUCAAGACGUAUGCCAACAUUCCAGAAGCACCUCAGGAGGAGGCUGCUCUCAGCAAUAGGAUCAAGACGUAUGCCAACUUUCCGGAAGCACCUCAGGAGGAGGCUUCUCUCAGCAAUAGGCUCAAGACGUAUACCAACUUUCCGGAAGCACCUCAGGAGGAGGCUUCUCUCAGCAAUAGGCUCAAGACGUAUGCCAACAUUCCAGAAGCACCUCAGGAGGAGGCUGCUCUCAGCAAUAGGCUCAAGACGUAUGCCAACUUUCCGGAAGCACCUCAGCAGGAGGCUUCUCUCAGCAAUAGGCUCAAGACGUAUGCCAACUUUCCGGAAGCACCUCAGGAGGAGGCUUCUCUCAGCAAUAGGCUCAAGACGUAUGCCAACAUUCCAGAAGCACCUCAGGAGGAGGCUGCUCUCAGCAAUAGGCUCAAGACGUAUGCCAACUUUCCAGAAGCACCUCAGGAGGAGGCUUCUCUCAGCAAUAGGCUCAAGACGUAUGCCAAAAUUCCAGAAACACCUCAGGAGGAGGCUGCUCUCAGCAAUAGGCUCAAGACGUAUGCCAACUUUCCGGAAGCACCUCAGCAGGAGGCUUCUCUCAGCAAUAGAUUCAAGACGUAUGCCAACUUUCCAGAAGAACUUCAGGAGGAGGCUUCUAUCAGCAAUAGGCUCAAGACCUAUGCCAACUUUCCAGAAGCACCUCAGGAGGAGGCUUCUCUCAGCAAAAGGCUCAAGACGUAUGAAAACUUUCCAGAAGCACCUCAGGAGGAGGCUUCUCUCAGCAAUAGGAUCAAGAUGUAUGCCAACUUUCCAGAAGCACCUCAGGAGGAGGCUUCUCUCAGCAAUAGGCUCAAGACGUAUGCCAACUUUCCAGAAGCACCUAAGGAGGAGGCUUCUCUCAGCAAUAGGCUCAAGACGUAUGAAAACUUUCCAGAAGCACCUCAGGAGGAGGCUUCUCUCAGCAAUAGGAUCAAGAUGUAUGCCAACUUUCCAGAAGCCCCUCAGGAGGAGGCUUCUCUCAGCAAUAGCCAUACCCCGUUCCGCAUUCAACAUGACCGGUGGCUCGACUUCCUUCAGGCAACUCCAGAAAUGCCCCGAGAACACUGUCCCAAGUCUAGAGGAACACCAACAUCAGCACAGCAACUCGAGGAAUGCUCCGUGUACCCCAAAUCGUCUCGAGAUGAGAGCUGA